AUGUGCACUGGUAAGUACCAAGCCCCAGGUUCAUUUCUUUUUAUACUUAUACAACAUAUAUCGUGUGAUGUCGGGAAGCUCGUUUGGCAGGACGGACUCACUGGGAGCGCGUGGGGUGACUGGGCCAACUACACCGCCUCCCCGUUGCGAGCGGAGCCUGUCAGUGGAGCAGCUGCUGCGGCCGCCGCCGCCAAAGCAGCUGCAGCAGCAAAGGGAGCGACGGCCACAGGAUCAGCGGUCGCAGGUUCUGCUGGUGUGGGAUCCUUGAAAGAGAAAGGUGUUUCGGGCAAGGGAAGUCCUGAUUUCGACCCAUCCACCCAAAUUGGUGCCAUGGAUCCACUGGGGUUCUUUGACCCAGCGGGCUUCUGCAAGAAGGGUGAUGAGGCUGGCUUCCGCAACUUGCGGGCUGCCGAGAUCAAGCAUGGGCGUGCUGCGAUGAUGGCCGCUCUCGGGGCUGUGGUGCAACACUUCUUCUUCUUCUUCCCAGGCUUUGAGUCCGUGCCCAGUGGCUUGGCUGCAGCUGUCACCGCACCUGGGAGCUAUGGCUUCAUCGCUCUGUUCGCUUUGUCCGGCGCUCUGGAGCUGGGCCUUUGGACGGAGAGCGAUGACAAGGAGCCCGGAAACUUCGGUGACCCGGUGGGAUUCAACCAGUACACUCAGGAAAUGAGGGAGCGAGAGCUCAACAACGGCCGUUUUGCAAUGUUUGCAGCCCUUGGUAUCAUCUCCGCAGAGCUGUACACCGGCAAGGAUGCCAUUGAGCAGUUCGGGCUGUAGAUAGGUUUUAGACUAGCCCACCCAAAGUGACGUACGCCACUCAAGUUAUUUGAUCUUGGUAAA
Messenger RNA from Durusdinium trenchii, 837 nucleotides. The record is from the annotation of a GenBank genome assembly. Lineage: Eukaryota; Dinophyceae; Suessiales; Symbiodiniaceae.